GUGAUGGGCUGAUGGCUAUGCUAGUUCUGUGGCUGGCAUGGCUUCUAGUCUCUCUGAUCGCAGUAUACUUCCUCGACCUCUAUGUCCACGCUCGCCGGGGCCUUCCGCCCGGACCCCGCCCACUGCCGUUAAUCGGCAGCCUCCACCUUCUUGGCGACCAGCCACACCGCUCACUCGCUCGCCUCGCCAAAUUCCACGGCCCGCUCAUGUCGCUCCGUCUGGGCGCGGUCACCACGGUUGUGAUCUCCUCACCGGAUGUUGCGCGCGAGUUCCUGCAGAAGCAGGACGCUGUCUUCGCCAAUCGGUUUGUGCCCCAUGCCAUCGGCGACCAUGUGAAGAACUCCGUGCCCUGGUUGCCGCACUCCGGACGCUGGCGCGCCCUCAGAAAGAUCAUGGCAACUGAGCUGUUCGCGCCGCACCGCCUCGAGGCGCUCCAGCAUCUACGCCGCCAGAAGGUGGAGGAACUCGUGGGCCACGUCCGGCUACUGGCACUGCAGGGACGGGCGGUGGACGUCGGCAGCGUGGCGUUCACCACGUCCCUGAAUCUUCUCUCGCGCACAAUUUUCUCCUGCGACCUGACGAACCUCGACGACCACACCGGAUCGGCGAAAGAAUUCCAAGAGGUGGUGACAGAGAUCAUGGAGGUUGCCGCGAGUCCCAACCUGUCGGAUUUGUUCCCAGCGCUGGCUUGCGCCGAUCUGCAAGGAUUGCGACGGAGACUGGCAAAGCUCUUUGCACGGCUGCACCAGGUGUUCGACGUGGAGGUCGACCGGAGGUUGUGCGAGCGUGAUGCUGGCGAUCGCCGGAAGAAUGACUUCCUCGACCUGUUGCUUGACACCGACGGAGGGACGGCAGCGUUGGACCGCGACUCGCUCCUGUCAUUAUUCACGGAUUUGUUUGCUGCAGGAAGUGAUACGAGCUCCAGCACAGUGGAAUGGGCACUGACGGAGUUGCUUAGAAACCCAGUCCCAAUGGCUAAAACGUGCGAUGAGCUCCUGGCAGCCACUGGCGCGGCAAGAAACAUUGAAGAAUCUGAAAUCGAGCAGCUGCCCUACCUCCAAGCCGUGGUAAAAGAAACUUUUCGGCUGCAUCCUCCCGUCCCACUGCUGUUGCCGCGACGAGCUGGGGCCGCCACGCGAGCAAUGGGUCACACGAUUCCCAAAGGCGCACGCGUGCUGGUAAAUGUGUGGGCGAUGGGGCGGGACGGAGACGUUUUGCCAGAUCCAGAGAAGUUUAUGCCAGAACGAUUCCUGGGAAGGCCUACGGAUUUUAGAGGUGGAGACUUGGAACUCAUACCGUUUGGUGCAGGACGCAGGAUCUGUCCUGGGAUGCCACUGGCCAGCAGGAUGGUGCAUCUGGUCCUUGCAUCGUUGUUGAAUCAGUUCAGAUGGAGGCUUCCCGCCGAGGUCGAAAGAGAUGGGACUGACGAAAUGGCUGAGAGUUUUGGUGUCACUCUAAAGAAGGCGUCGCCUCUUUGUGCUAUAGCCACACCUGUUUGAAUGAGAAGCCCAGAUCGACAGGGUCAAAAAAAAAAGUAUUGAGUGUUCUUCUGUUGAAUAAUGUUUCUUGCAAGUCAUUGAAGUCAUUACGAGUCUUACGGUGAUUGGCAAAAAUUUAGAGGCCGUCCAACGGGAAGAAAUCUACCGAUGAUAAAACAGGUAUUAUUUUAUUAAUGUUAAAUCUUUAAAAUGUCACAAUAUUGAUGG
Molecule: messenger RNA, 1706 nt
Organism: Zea mays
Lineage: Eukaryota; Viridiplantae; Streptophyta; Magnoliopsida; Poales; Poaceae
Product: cytochrome P450 family 76 subfamily C polypeptide 7
Exons: 2
Coding region: 12-1499 (495 amino acids)
Molecular function (GO): heme binding; oxidoreductase activity, acting on paired donors, with incorporation or reduction of molecular oxygen; monooxygenase activity
Source: RefSeq, marked provisional